AUUUGCUAUGUGUGAAGAUAUUUCCAAAAAUGAGCGUUUAGUUUGUGAACAUGACACAUUUUUAGUAAUAAGAAAAUGGCAUGAUUACAUCCCUGAUGGGGAAUUUCGUUGCUUUGUAUCAGGCAAGCGUUUGAUUGCUAUUUGCCAAAGGAAAGUUGACAGAUAUUUGGAAAGUAUAUUAAACAAUUUAGAAACAAUUAGAUCUGAUAUAAUGAAAUUCUAUUCACUUUAUAUUGAGCCCUUCUUCGUGUUAAAUGACUUUACUUUUGAUAUUUUCUGGCUGCAACGAAAAAACUCUUUUAAUCACAUACGGAUUAUUGAUUUUAAUGUUUAUGGGCUACCCACAGAUGCCAUUCUCUUUUCGUGGGAUGAGCUGGACUCGUUUUCAUUAGACCAGGUAAAUCGCGUUUACGGCGUUAUCAAUGUUGCAUUAUUAAUCCACUUAUGUCACUACGCUCCUAGUAUGCUCCUACGUUUUUUAACUACUAGAAUUUUACUGGACCUGAGCUUCGUUAUCAAACAAAUUGCUCAUUGCAACAAGACACAAUAUACUAUACCAAUUGACCUUAUUGAUGUCGCCUCUGGGCAUCCAGAAAAACUGAUUGACCUUGUGCAAUAUCAUAUUGAACGGCAAAACACAGAAGCGGCUUCAAAUCAGGAGACUAACAAGACUAAUCGGAUUGUCCCUAAAACUGAAGCCUUUAAGGGUUCUUUUAACUCCGCGUCGAGUGCAAGGCCUGAUAAACGUUCGAGAAUGCACUCCAUCAGCUGUCAGGAGCAUACAAAAGAUGUGAUUUAG
This is a messenger RNA of Protopolystoma xenopodis, 799 nucleotides long. Lineage: Eukaryota; Metazoa; Platyhelminthes; Monogenea; Polystomatidea; Polystomatidae. The record is from the annotation of a GenBank genome assembly.